UCGGGGAUAUCAAGUCAUACACGCUGUGUUGGCGAAUGUGCAUACCGGACUGGUGGCAAUCCCAGCGAGAUCGUAAGUAACCAUGCGUGGAAUCACGUGAUGGCGCGCCGAUUGACAGCCUGAUGAUCGAUUGCUUUCCGAAUCUUUGCGUUCAACUUCCAUGUUCUACAUCAUUGGCUUGGGUCUCUGCGAUGAACGGGACAUUACUGUUCGGGGUCUGGAGGCUGUGAAAGGCUCAACGCGUGUAUACUUGGAAGCCUAUACCAGUAUCUUGAUGGUUCAGAAAGAACGCCUGGAGUCUUUCUAUGAAAAAACACUAAUCUUGGCGGAUCGGGACAUGGUUGAAACCCAAAGCGACGAGAUCUUGGACGGCGCAAAAGACGUUGAUGUUGCACUGCUUGUGGUCGGAGAUCCCCUGGGGGCCACCACCCACACUGAUAUAAUUCUGCGCGCACGAUCACUCGGGAUCCCAACACGCGUGAUCCACAACGCGUCGAUCAUGAAUGCGAUCGGCGCUUCUGGUCUGCAGCUCUACCAGUUUGGGCAGACCGUGUCCCUCGUGUUUUUCACGGAAACAUGGAAACCGGACAGUUUCUACGACCGCAUCGAGGAAAAUGCCAAGUUAGGUCUCCAUACUCUCGUUUUGUUGGACAUCAAAGUCAAAGAGCAGAGCGAUUAUAAUCUAGCGCG
Messenger RNA from Mycena citricolor, 690 nucleotides. Lineage: Eukaryota; Fungi; Basidiomycota; Agaricomycetes; Agaricales; Mycenaceae. The record is from the annotation of a GenBank genome assembly.